CCUAAUGACUCAAUUCAUACACUGCAUUGACAUAAUUUGACCUCAUACAACAACUAUAUCUCCCACAAAAAAAGUGAAAAAAAUCAAUCUUUCAUUUCUUAUAUGAUGAACAUUUCUUAUCUUGAAUAAUUGUUUUUUGUAUUUAAUAUAUAGUUCUUUUGUAUAUUAUCUUCCUUGGGGGCAGCCUUGGGGGUUGGUUCUUCCGAGGCAGCUUGUUAGUCGGAAAUUCCCCUUAAAAAAUGCAGGUGUAUCGAUGUUUUCUCAGUUUGUUGCUGAUCUCUGCUGUUCUGUUUUCUUCCUCUUGUGCACUCUCUGAUCAUGAAGCAUCAUUGCUUGCACGACGACAACUCUCAACACUUCCUGAGAAUGGUAAUUUACCUGAUAACUAUGAACUCGAGGUGAAUGUAGAAUAUACAUUUCCUAAUUCUAGGCUUAGACGUGCUUAUAUUGCGUUGAAGUCAUGGAAAGAAGCUAUAUAUUCUGACCCUUCUGAAUUCACUAGCAAUUGGAAAGGUCCAGAUGUUUGUAACUAUAAAGGCGUGUUCUGUUCGCCUGCUUUAGAUGAUCCUAAUGUCACUGUUGUUGCUGGGAUUGAUAUGAAUCAUGCAGAUAUAGCAGGUUAUUUUCCUGUAGAAUUAGGAUUAUUGACAGAUGUAGCUUUGUUUCAUCUAAAUUCCAAUAGAUUUUGUGGAAUUGUUCCUGAGAGUUUUUCGAAGCUUACGUUGAUGCAUGAGUUUGAUGUUAGUAAUAAUCGUCUCGUUGGCCCUUUCCCUAAAGUUGUUCUGAACAUGUCUAGUCUUAAGUACUUGGACUUAAGGUUUAACAACUUUGAAGGAGAGUUGCCUCCACAGUUGUUUGAUAAAGAUCUUGAUGCUUUGUUCUUGAAUGAUAAUCGAUUCGUGUCUACUAUUCCUGAGACUCUUGGUAACUCUUCUGCUUCUGUCAUUGUGUUUGCUAAUAACAAGUUUCAUGGUUGUAUUCCCAGUAGCAUUGGGAAGAUGUCGAAUUUGGAUGAGAUUGUGUUUAUGAACAAUGAUAUCGGUGGAUGUUUGCCCGUUGAAGUCGGGUUGUUGAAGAAUGUAACAGUGUUUAAUGUUGCUGGGAAUUUGCUUUCUGGGAUUUUGCCAAAGACACUUGAUGGUCUUUCACAUGUUGAGGAAUUGGAUAUUUCACAUAAUACUUUAACAGGGUUUGUUCCGGAGAAUCUAUGUUCAUCGUUGAGUUUGAAGAAGUUUGUGUUUUCGUUUAAUUACUUUAAUGGAGAGGCUAAAGGUUGUGUAGCGCGUUCAAGGAAAGAUAUGAGUUUAGAUGAUACGAAUAAUUGUUUGCCUGGUAGAGCGAAACAAAAGUCUCAAAAAGAAUGUCAAGUUAUUGUGAAUAAGCGUGUUGAUUGUAGUAAGGCUAAAUGUGGAGGACCUUCAAGUAAGAAAAAUGAAGUGCCACCGAAACCAGCACCAACACCAGUACCAAAACCUCGACUUAACCCUAAGUCACCACCCACCCUGAAGAAGGCUUCUCCUCCACCUACACAAGCCGUUUCAUCGCCCCCUCUAGUACAUUCCCCACCACCACCCGUUCACUCCCCUCCACCACCUUUAGUACAUUCUCCACCACCACGUGUCCUUUCUCCUCCUGUUUCCUCUCCACCACCUCUCGUCCACUCUCCACCACCACCACCACCUCCGGUCCAAUCCCCACCGCCACCUCAAAUACAUGCUCCACCACCACCCGUCCACUCCCCUCCACCACCUCCGGUCCACUCCCCACCGCCACCUCCGGUCCACUCCCCACCACCACCUCAAGUACAUUCUCCACCACCACCCGUCCACUCCCCUCCACCACCUCCGAUCCACUCCCCACCGCCACCUCAAGUACAUUCUCCACCACCACCCGUCCACUCCCCUCCACCACCUCCGGUCCAUUCCCCACCGCCACCUCCAGUACAUUCUCCACCACCACCCGUCCACUCCCCUCCACCACCUCCGGUCCAUUCCCCACCGCCACCUCAAGUACAUUCUCCACCACCACCUGUUCACUCUCCUCCACCACCCGUCCACUCCCCACCACCACCUAUAGUACAUUCUCCACCACCACCUAUCCACUCUCCUCCACCUCCGGUCCACUCACCACCACCACCAGUACAUUCUCCACCACCACCCGUCCACUCCCCUCCACCACCUCCGGUCCAUUCCCCACCGCCACCUCAAGUACAUUCUCCACCACCACCUGUUCACUCUCCUCCACCACCCGUCCACUCCCCACCACCACCUAUAGUACAUUCUCCACCACCACCUAUCCACUCUCCUCCACCUCCGGUCCACUCACCACCACCACCUUUCAAACAUGUUGUCCUUCCACCAAAUAUCGGUUCAAUUUACGCAUCGCCACCGCCACCAAUCUUCCAAGGAUAUUAAUUAAGCAAUGAAUGAAGCACGUGAAAUAUUUAGUACAUGUAGAAUUACAUCAUCAUAUCUCUUUCAUAAGAUUAUUAUCUAAUAUAUGGUGAUGUUUUUCUUUCUUUGAACUUAUACAAUAUAAUCUUGGAAAAGAAUUUGUAUAUGAAAUUGUUGUAGGAGUACGUUUUUUUAAUUUUAACUUUGUCUAAUUAA
Messenger RNA from Solanum pennellii, 2609 nucleotides. RefSeq names its product pollen-specific leucine-rich repeat extensin-like protein 3. NCBI's taxonomy places the organism in Eukaryota, Viridiplantae, Streptophyta, Magnoliopsida, Solanales, Solanaceae. The record is from RefSeq and is a predicted model, not a curated record. Gene Ontology annotation, molecular function: protein binding. The transcript has 2 exons. Bases 240 to 2414 code for a protein of 724 amino acids.